Messenger RNA from Mucor mucedo, 921 nucleotides. RefSeq lists its product as uncharacterized. The record is from RefSeq and is a predicted model, not a curated record. Lineage: Eukaryota; Fungi; Mucoromycota; Mucoromycetes; Mucorales; Mucoraceae. The transcript is spliced from 2 exons. Bases 55 to 846 code for a protein of 263 amino acids.
CUUUCUUUUUUUUUCACUUUUUCUACACAUAUAUUUUUUUUACCCCAGCCAAAAAUGUUGAUCAAGAGCAUUUCUUUAAUUUUAUUAGCAGCAGCUUCCACUACAUUUGCUUGUGAGAUGGACUGCCGUAGAGGUGUCUCUCGAAACUUUGCCGAUGCUUACGCACCUGUGAUCAAGGACAGUAUUGAUAACUUGCAUGCUCAGUUAACAAAAUCCAUCAACAAGGUUGCUGUCCCUGCUGUCAUUACCGAAAAGAUUGAAAAGACAGAAUUACAAGAUGAUAUCGAGGACUCCAUCGAUGCCAGUCUCACAGAAUUCAUCAACUUUGCCACAUCCGAAAAGAAGUUGGCUGAAGGCUUCUAUCAAGUUACUUUCAAUGAAGAACUUCCUUAUAAGGGUGACUGUAAUAGUCCAAAGAGAUUAGAGAGAAAGAUGCCUCCCAAGGGUGAAUCAUGGACCAUGGAUGAAUGUAAUAAAAUGGACUACCGUUGCGGUAACCCUCCCUCUAUUUGCUACUUUUUAGAAGACGUCAAGGCACGUUGUGUGGGUCGUAUGCGUCGUCAAUUAACAGAAUAUGCUUCUUACGAUAACGGAGCUCUUGUGAAGAGCCUGGUGAGAGACACAAGAAAAUCUAUUUACUCUACUUUUGGCAAUAACGGGGCUGGAAAAUUAAGUGAGAACAACCAAGUAGAAGCUUACAUUGCUAAAGUCGUUAGUGCCACUAUUCGUACCUUGGAUAUUUGGGUUGCUGAAGACGUGAAACAAUUGUGUGAUAAACCCUCUCAAAAGGAGUUAUGUAACAACUUUGAUCAUCAAAUCAAAUUAGAAAUUCUCAAGUGGCCUUAAAUUUAACUACAUUUUAAUAUAUGUAUAUAAUUAUAUAAUAUUUUUUUUUUAUUAAAGACUUUUUUUUCUUUCCCA